UUUUGCAACUUGGAUUACUGUUCAUCUUUUUAAGGUCCUGGUUUUUCAACGCUAGUGUGUUUGAAAUAGUUUUGAGGUUUUGUGGUUGCUGUUGACGCUCUUGCGGAACUUCAAACACACCAGUUUCCUUUUGGUUUAGUGAACUGGCUGGGCCUUUCGAAUGCACGCAGUCUGUGGAAGUGCCCAAGCAGACUUAUUACUAGAAAAGAAUCCCAUCUGGAAUUCAGACAGGUGGCCCAUCUCAGCACCUCCCUGAGAAAUCUGGCUUUUUCAGGUGACUUCUGAAAUAUGGCUGACCACAACAAUUCUUCCUGCAGUCCUAUAUUGACACCCCAUUUAACCAGGCUCUACUUCAUAGUGCUCAUUGGAGGACUGAUGGGCAUCAUCUCUAUUUUGUUCCUGCUGGUGAAAAUGAACACGCGGUCGGUGACUACCACAGCAGUCGUUAACCUGGUGGUGGUCCACAGUGUUUUCUUGGUGACAGUGCCUUUUCGCUUGACAUAUCUCAUCAAGCACAUCUGGACAUUUGGGUUGCCCUUCUGCAAAUUUGUGAGCGCCAUGCUACACAUCCACAUGUACCUCACAUUCCUGUUCUAUGUGGUGAUCCUGGUCAUCAGGUACCUCAUCUUCUUCAAGCGCAAGGACAAAGUGGAAUUCUACAGAAAACUGCAUGCUGUGGCGGCCAGUACUGGCAUGUGGCUGCUGGUGAUUGUCAUUGUGGUACCCCUGAUUGUUUCUCAGUAUGGAAAUUCUGAGACGUAUGAUGAGAAACACUGUUUUAAAUUCCACAAAGAACUUGCUCGUGCCCAUGUGCAAGUUAUCAACUAUAUGAUAGUCACUAUUGUUAUAGCCAUUGCAGUGAUUCUCUUGGUCUUCCAGAUCUUCAUCAUUAUGUCAAUGGUGCGGAAGCUACGCCACUCCUUGUUGUCCCACCAGGAGUUCUGGGCCCAGCUGAAAAACCUUUUUUUUAUAGGAGUCAUCCUUGUUUGCUUCCUUCCCUACCAGUUCUUUAGGAUCUAUUACUUAUAUGUGGUGGCACAGUCAAGUGACUGUAACAACACUGUUGCAUUUUAUAAUGAAAUCUUCUUGAGUGUAACAGCAAUUAGCUGCUUUGAUUUGCUGCUCUUUGUUCUUGGGGGAAGCCAUUGUAAACAAAAGAUAAUUGACCUAUGGAAUUGCUUUUUGUGCCGCUAGCCACAAACCACAGUAUUCAGAAUCCCUUUAUGUUGGGAGUAAAAAUGGGCACAGAGAGGCAGGAAGCGUUAUUUCCUUACUUGAUUAAAACCAUGCCUUGAUGCAGCCAAACAAAAAGACUAUAAAAUGUCAGAGCAUUCAUUCCAGUUCUUAUUUAAUCCCUGCCAUCUCUAAAUGAUGUCUAGAGAAAGACUAGUGAUGUUCAGUCCUCUUGGAGCUGCACUACAGCAUUAUUUUCCAGUAUAAAAUGUCUACUUGGACCAUGUAGGUACCAUGGGUUUAAUGGUUUCUGAGUUUCACCAGCUUAUUUUGGUUUCAUCAGUUUGAAAUAUGGUCUUUUUCAGGCUUUGGACAGAUUUAGCCCUCUAGUUCUUUUCAUUCCACUUAACCUUAGGUAAAUUAAGCCUGGCAAUGAAUCAGCCCCAAAGGCACAAACUCUACUUGGUUAACCAGAUAAGAUGUCCAUUCAAUUCCCACCCUGACAAAUAAUAGAUAAGGGUGGAGAGCAGUAAGACAUUUUUCUAGAUUAUCAUAACUUUGGUAGGAAGUCACUUAUCUAGCAAUAAAGAGAAACAGAACUCCUUGCAGCCUUCUGCGGUAACAAGGCUAUCUAGAUUUGUCCUUUAAAAAGUCAAGUUUAAGAACAUGGGAUCAACAUCCUUAAUAAAUCCAAAAAUCAUUUAAAAGUUUACUAAACAUAUAUAAAUGAGGGUGAAACUAUAAGUUAAAUAAUAUUCCUCACCAAUAUGCUGGUAAGCAUUAAAAUGAGUUCCUAAGGAAAUGAUUAAUUUUUUCCCCUUUAUGUUUUUUGAAAAUAAUUCUAGAUGUCUUGAGCCACAGUUAAUUUAGAUUUUCCUUGGAAACAGAAUAUUAUACUUUUUAGAGUUACCUUCUACCCUUAAAGUUACAAGUCUUUAAACAAAAACAAUAUUCUUAAAAAAGACCUUUUGAGAAAUCUAAAUAAAAAUUAAUUUAAGGGGCACCUGGGUGACUCAGAAGGUUAAGUUGGCCCUUGUCUGACUCUUGACUUUAGCUCGGGUCCUAUUCCCAUGGUUCCUGAGUUCAAGCCAGACUCCACGUUCAGACUUCACGUUCACAGCAUGGAACUUAUUUGGGAUCCUCUCUCUCUCUCUCUCUCUCUCUCUCUGCCUCUCCCCAGCUCAUGCUCUCUCAAAAUAAAUAAAUAAACUUUAAAAAAAAAGGAAAAAUUAAUUUAGACUAUGAGAUUAGGCUGCUAAGUUGAUACAUAGGUUUGUGGGUUUUUUUCCCUUCUUGCUCAUAUUUCUACUAUUUUCCCCAAAGUUUUAUAAUUUUGAAACUCUCCAAGGAACUGAUGCAGUUUCAUUUUUAAUGUUUCAGAAAACCUAAAGUGAUUGGUGCUAGGGAUAAAAGAAUGGAAUGAAUUAAGGUAAGGUUUUUUUCCCAGCAAAAUAAAGUUCAGAAUUUAAAGAUUUCUCUUAAUUUGUUAUACUCUAUGGAUCCACAAAUUUAUCAGAUGAAUAAGAAAUAUCCCUGUGAGUUUCUAUGAUCACUAAAAUUACUAAGUCAUAGAAAAUAAUUUUGAGGAAGACAAAGGAGCAACAUGCUGUAUCGAUGACUUGUUACCAAAAUUUUCCUGUUUUGAAAUUUCUUUUAUCUGUUCUUUUUUUUUUUAAGGUUAUAUUUCCUUUAUUUCUUAUUUGCCUUCUUUUACCAUUUUUUCUUAGUUU
Molecule: messenger RNA, 2903 nt
Organism: Prionailurus viverrinus (fishing cat)
Lineage: Eukaryota; Metazoa; Chordata; Mammalia; Carnivora; Felidae
Gene: GPR141
Product: G protein-coupled receptor 141
Exons: 2
Coding region: 289-1194 (301 amino acids)
Biological process (GO): G protein-coupled receptor signaling pathway
Cellular component (GO): membrane
Molecular function (GO): G protein-coupled receptor activity; oxysterol binding
Source: RefSeq, a predicted model, not a curated record